This is a messenger RNA of Pristis pectinata (smalltooth sawfish), 4198 nucleotides long. RefSeq names its product rho GTPase-activating protein 11A-like. The coding region runs from base 156 to 3368 and encodes 1070 amino acids. The record is from RefSeq and is a predicted model, not a curated record. Gene Ontology annotation, biological process: signal transduction. Lineage: Eukaryota; Metazoa; Chordata; Chondrichthyes; Rhinopristiformes; Pristidae. The transcript is spliced from 13 exons.
GAGUAAGGCGACAGGAGAGUGGUGGGUGAAGGGCAGAGGGAGCGAAGGUGGGGGACGGAGAGCGGUGGGUGAAGGGGUAGCCGGAGCGAAGGUGGGGGACGGAAAGCGGUAGGUGAAGGGGCAGCGGGCGACUGGAGAACUGGAGCAGAGCCAGAAUGAAGGCUGACAGAAACAUGCUGAGGCUCGCUGUGGUGCAGCACCUCCGAGACUACGGGAUCAAAGUGAAACACUGGAACAGGAUCAACUGCAACAGUCGGCCGCUGGGCCGGGACAAGAAAAUAAUGUACAAUGGCGUGUUUGGCACCCCUCUGCAUGCUCUACCACAAUGCACUCUCCUUGAACAUACCAGCAUUCCUCAGUUUCUUGUCGAUGCCUGCAGCUAUUUAGAAAAGCACAUUCACACAGAAGGACUCUUCAGAAAAUCUGGAUCUGUGACUCGUCUUAAAGCUUUAAAGGCUAAAGUGGAUCAAGGUGAAAAAUGUCUUACUCUGGCGCCCCCUUGUGAUGUGGCAGGACUGGUAAAACAAUUUUUUCGGGAGCUGCCUGAGCCUGUAAUUCCAGUGGAAUUGCAUGAAGCCUUCUUCAGAGCACAACAGCUACAAAACGAUGAGAAGAUUUCUGCCACAAUCCUUCUUUCCUGUUUGCUACCUGAGAAAACUAUCGAUACGUUGCACUAUUUCCUGAAUUUCCUUAAAAAUGUGUCCCUCAGGUCAAAAGAUAACAAAAUGGAUGCUAGUAAUCUUGCUGUGGUGUUUGCACCCAAUCUAUUCCAUUCUGGAGAUGGAAGUGAAAAAGUUACCUCAUUUGCAGAGAAGCGACUUCACCUUCAAGCUGCAACAGUGCACACAAUGAUUGAAAAUUUUGAAGGCAUUGGUUGUGUUCCAGAGUUCAUCUUGGAAAAAAUUCCAGCAAUGUUUGGUGAUGGUGUAGCGUCUACUACACCUUCGUUAGAAAACUUGGAAGACGGAGAUGGUUCAAGAAUGGAGGAGUGCAAAAGACGAAGGCGUCGGAGUGUUGGAGAUAUUGUUAGUGGAGCACUAAGUAAACUUAAAUCAAAUAGAACACCUUCUGCUACUCCUCACCCUGAUGCAUCUGAAACCUCUUCAGGAACUCCAGUAAUUAAAACUCCAACAUGGAAACGGAAACUACUGGUAGAUUCUUCACAAAGCCUUGGAUUUUCAAACAAAAAAAGGCGAUCACUCAGACACAAUAUAGCUUUGGAACUAUUACCCAGUGGCUUUCUUAGCCAGAAUUGUACACCAUCGUCGGUUGGGAUCAGGAAAAAUGAUGGUAGCCCACAAGUGUCGCUGGAAUCAUUGCAAGGUCCUCUGUUGCUAUCUACUGGAAGUGCUACAGUUCAGUCAACUGCAUCAACUCAGCAGCGAAAAAGUAAAAGACUAGAAAACAAAAGAGUGGAAAGGUUGGAAUCUGGAAAAGUUAGUUGCUUUUCUCCUAAACUUAAUCGCAAAGAAAUAGUCCGCAAGUCCUUGCGUUUGAGAUUUAGCCUUGGAAAAAGCAAAGACGCAAAUACCUUCUCCUCUGGAGUCCCAGCACCUAAUGGUUCAGAAAACAUUGGCUGGCGACUUGCAAAUCAAAAUGACAGUUACAGCCACAACUGGUUCUCAGCAGAAGAUCUCCCAUUUACCUUGGGUGGAAGGGACAAAGAUGCGAAGGGUUGGAAGCGCAGAAGUAAAUCAGAAGAAAAUCUUCUUACUCCACUGUGCAAUAAAGAUGCAUAUCGAAUGUCUUGGAAUGGUGCUAGUCCUACAGAGUCCCAAAUAACAUGCGACCAUGUGGAAAUGGGAACCACAUUAGAGAGUUAUCUAAAUUCCAAAGGCUGUCAAUCAGAACCUGCACUAAUAGUUGGAAAACCACCCACUGUGCCAGGGGAUUUGCACAAUCGGAAUGUGUCUCAGAACAACAGCAGCAAAAAGAGCAGUGAUUCUUUAAAUGAGGGUGGUCAGACUGGAGAAACUGUGCUGAAAAUUAAAAAGGCAUUUUCUGAAUCGGGAAGUAACCUCUGUUCAUUGAUUGGUAGCCACAAAUGUUCCACUGGAAUUGAUUUAUGUGAAAAUAAUUUGCUUUCUCAGCAGGCUCCCAGUACAUCUACUCUUCUUCAAGCUGAUCGAUCAUCAGACGGUCUAUCAGAUUGGUCAUCCUCCGAAUUGCCAUCCCAACCUGUUACAAAUUUAUUACUCGAAAAUGUUAAAAUAAACCCAUGCCCAACUGACGUGAGCAAGACACCUGGGAUGAUCAAUGAUCUAAAUUGCAUUAGUAGUUUGGAUCAGCAGGAGAAAAAUGGAAUUGCUGUUCUACAAAACAAAAGCAUGUCUUUUCUCCCUUUAGUUGAAGAUCCUAUUAAAUUAGACAAAAAGUGUGUUACAGCAUUUUCAUUACCAGGACUGCCAUCCCCUGAGGAAGUGACGUCAAACAAUAAAGAAAAGAAAGAACAGGAUGAAAAUAGUAUUCCUGUAGAGAAGUUAACUGUCCCAACAUCUUCAGGCACAGGUGAUGGUCACCAUCCGUUUGAAUUGCACCAGUCUGUAUUCCUGGCCAAUGAAUUGGGACCUACUUUAACUAAGAGGGAUGACAGCUCGAUUUCUACUCAAGCUUUAGAAUUCCCAUCAAAGAUGCCUACUUUGGAUAUUCCUUUGAGCAAGGUUUCAGCAGAAGCCGUGCCAGAGACCGAAUGUAGUCGUCACCUCAAAGUAGUGGAACAUAUUCAGCGAUUUAAUAGUCUUUCAUUAAAUGAUCAAACUCCAAAAUAUAAAACCAUCAUAUCACCUUUAAAGUUCAAACGUACCCCAGUAAGUCAGUCUGUUAGAAGAAUGAAUGCAUUAUCGUCUGGCAAUGAGAAGUUAGUAGCAAGCAGGACCAGAUCAUGUAAAGUUGCACUUGGUUCUCCAAAGGUUAAACCAUUAAGUCUUGAAAGUGGUUUGUCAUUUAAUCCAAAUUCAUUAACAUUGAAACAAAAUUUUAGUAUUAAGCAAAGUAAAUACAGAAAUGUUGCACGUCAAAAUAAUUCAUCUACUGAAGGAUUGUGCAAAACUGAAUUAGCAACACAUACAAAACAUUCUGCUGCAUUUAAGGAAAAGAAUUUAGGUAGCCAGCAGAAGAACUCUGAUCAAAAAGUCAACCAGUCAGUUUUUGAGGAUUGGACUAAUAGGAAAAUAUCAAGAAUUCAUCUAGCUAAUUGUGCGCUGCCAAAGCACGAUGUAGUCACUGAAGCGUCUGCUGCAACUCCAGAAAGAUCCUCUUCUAAUGCUAUGCUGCAUAAGCUUUCAGAGAAAGAAAAAAAUCAAUACAAAGGUUCACCAAAGUGCCCCAUAUCAACAACAAAACUCUCAACUAAAGCCAUAGACUUAUAAAUAUAUGUGAAAACAUUUUUUCCUCAUUCUGCAUUGCUGCUGUUCGAUGCUUCCAAUUGCACAAGUUGUUUUCCUUAAGUUAAUUUUAUUGUUGACUUUUAGGUUAUAAUUACUUGGAAUGCUGGAAUUUCUUAAAUUUAAAUUGUGUAACUAUUUUCUGAAUAUAAUGAACAAUUUUUAUACCUGGGUAAUAUCCUUUUGCAAGUAUUUCAAAAUAUUAUGCUGUAAACUUAAAAUGAACUACUCUCAAGUGCUUAGUCAACUAAUAGUUUUAUUCAAUUUUACGUUGAUAGCUUAAUGCUUUUUACCUUACUGUGUAAAUCUCUUAAGGUUUUAUUAACACUUAUCAAUAAAAUGAUGUGAAAAAUUGAAAAAAAUCAUUAUAAAAAAUUCAGCUACUCAAGGGUAUCCAAAAUUAUACUAAUGUAUAUUAGCUGGUUAACUAGCUGGGCUUUGUCUUGCCAUUCUGAUUCUAUUUAAAAUUAUUUUUCACUGAUAUUGAAAUCUUCUCAUCCAGAAAUCCUGUUAAGCACUUUUAGUUGUUAUACUGUAGUUCAGUACAAUUUAUUGUACUAUUGCUUUGAACAGAAUACUUUAAGUACUCUAUACUGUUAAAGAAAAACACGCAAAAAUCUUUCAACUUUUUACAGCCAAUUCUGUUGGGUUUAACUUAAUACUGUAAUAAUUGUAGUAUGAUUGUUGCCAGUUGAUAGAAGAGAAUAAAUGUAAACAGUAAGAAACUGUUCAUAUACAGACAAAAAAUAAAUUAUGGUAAGGAAAUGUUUACAACUUUUGACAUGAAUGGAGCAGAAUUUGAAAUAAAAUAUGCU